Suillus discolor is the source of this 1051-nucleotide messenger RNA. RefSeq lists its product as uncharacterized. The coding region runs from base 271 to 912 and encodes 213 amino acids. The transcript has 6 exons. NCBI's taxonomy places the organism in Eukaryota, Fungi, Basidiomycota, Agaricomycetes, Boletales, Suillaceae. Gene Ontology annotation, molecular function: metal ion binding. The record is from RefSeq and is a predicted model, not a curated record.
CGCUCUCUGUAUCCUGUACCAUAAUGGCACGAAAAAUUCCUGUCACACAGUCGCAACAAGAUACCUCGGAGUUACGAGUCGUGAUUUGAAAUGCAAUCCCGUUAUCCGAAGUUUGGGUGCGCGUGCUGUGCACACAAGCUGGCUUGGCACAUGAAGUGUUUGUGAAUUGUGGCCCGGGGUCCCCAUGGUGAUGGAGUCCCAAUUGAUCUACUGAUCCCCCACCUGACUAUAUUCUGGACGAGUACGACGUGGAGUACUUAUUACUACAAGAUGUCAUCGUCCUCUAGGGUGUGCUACAGCUAUUCACAGACAGCCACUUGUCGAUUCGGCUCCCAGUGCAAGUAUGCGCAUGACGAAGGGCUCGAAGUCACCAAUGGUACACAGACACCUCUAGACGGUUUUUUUGCAACAUACUCCGUGUUCGACUACGACUCGUCUGCGUCAGCUCCAUCGGAGUUUUACCGGAUGUGCGGCCAGUUUUGCUGGGAUAGGGAAGAUAAAGAGAGAGAAAAAGCUCACAGUGAUUUCAAGGACGCCCUUGUUCGGCAGUUCAACGAGAUAUAUGGCACGGAUGUGAAUGAUCUCACUUCAUGGCGCAAUUUGUGUCAGACCGUCCGCAUUUCACCGAUUCCUGACACUCUCAAAUCAUGCCGCGAGGCGGUCAAAGCCACUCAUGUCAAUAUCGUUGACUUGAUCGAUGCAAAAGUGACCAAGGACCCAGUGACCAGAUUUGUUUCCGAGGCGAAGCUGAGCGAGUAUACCAAAUCGACGGGAAAGUUCUUUCCAACAGAUAAUGCAUAUGCUGGUGGUCUCUUAAGGUACCUGCUCCGCCGUAUUUUGAACCCUGGACAAGGACGCGUGUCUAGGUCUGGUCAGAAGACGCAGACCCGGGGCAAGCGUAGGCGUCACUAGAAUCUACGUUCCGAUUCUUAUGUCAUUCUCAUCCGCGGGUUGGAUUGUGCUACAGAAUGCUACAGAGCGGUCUGUAGCAUUCUGUAGUGAAUUACGUUUCCCUGAUGCGCUUGUACAUUAGGUGUCGUUGUAAAGCUUC